This is a messenger RNA of Carcharodon carcharias (great white shark), 3107 nucleotides long. RefSeq names its product double zinc ribbon and ankyrin repeat domains 1 (gene dzank1). Gene Ontology annotation, biological process: eye photoreceptor cell development. The coding region runs from base 153 to 2519 and encodes 788 amino acids. Gene Ontology annotation, molecular function: protein binding. NCBI's taxonomy places the organism in Eukaryota, Metazoa, Chordata, Chondrichthyes, Lamniformes, Lamnidae. The record is from RefSeq and is a predicted model, not a curated record. The transcript is spliced from 21 exons.
CUGGAGUAAUAAACUAGCCUGGGUAAUAGUGACAAUGAAGCUAUUGGAUUACCAUAUACACCCAUCUGGCUUGCUAAUGUCUUUACUACUAGGGAAAGAAGUCUGCUGUUCUUACCCCCAAUCUAGUUUAUAGGUGGUUCCCCUCUGGAGGAAUGACGGCCGGAUCCAUUGCAGUCCCACAAAUCAUCCCACUUAGGGUUCCUCUCCCUGGCAAACCCAAGAGUGAAAUCGAUACCAACACUCUUAUCGGAAUCAAGUCGGAUACCCCUGAUGUGGAUAUUUACUACACAUUAAAUGGCAGCAGACCUCAAUUCUUGAAGAAACCAAGUUGUGGGGAGAGCUCCACCCUAAAGUACAAGAAACCAUUCACAUUGCAGGCAGGCAAAGGGACUAUUAAAGCUUUGGCUGUUUCUAGAGAUGGCCGAGAGAGUGGUGUGGUGACCAAGGUGUUUCUUGUGGAGUAUGUACAGCUCAAUACAGUGGAGGUAUUGGAAGAUGAUGAUCAGAAUUUUCUGCAAGAUUAUGCAAAGGAGCUUUCCAGACAGGAGACUCUAGAGGGGUUGGGACCCCACACAGCCACAUUCAGUACAACUCUGAACAAGGAAAGCAAGCAUGCCUGGGAAGAGACAAUACAAAAAAUUCCUGAACUGAAGAUAGAUGACAAUGGUCUCCACAAAUCAUUUAAUAGUCCACGUUUCCUGAACAGCCGGUUAGGAACUUUAGUCCCUGGACGUGAGCUGACUUCAACCUCUCAGUCCCACAGGUCUCAGUUGGCUGCUUCCAUUGAUGCGAGUCCACCCAAGACCCUGAGCAGUACCCAAACCAUGAGAAUCCAAAGAGAGACUGACUUUCUGAAGUGUGUGUGCUGCCUUGCUCCUCGUCCAUCAGAUCCUUUUGCACGUUUCUGUCAGGAAUGUGGUUCACCUGUUCCUCCAGUGCCAGGCUGUAGGCUUCCACCACCUGAAGGAGCUCAGAUGGGGCUCUGUGUGGAAUGCAAGACAAUGGUCCCAUUGAAUACUCCAACAUGUAUUGUAUGUGAGGCCCCUAUAACGCCUCAGCUAAAGCCUGAGGCCAGCAUUAGUCUCAAGAACAAGAUUAUCUGUCGAUCGUGUGGAACAGGCAACCCAGCUAAUGUCCAGCACUGCUUAAUUUGUGAGACCAGGCUGUCAAGAUCACUGAAACCACAUUUUAGUGGAGAUUCCACCCCAUCAUUACCAAGUCAAGAAGGGAAGAUGCUGGCAUGUUCCAAAUGCGGGCGGGUUAACAAUACUGAUGCUCGAUUCUGCGACUGGUGUGGAGCCAAGCCUGGUCCCCCUAUGAGCUACCUCAGCUGCUCAAAGUGUGGAGCAACCAACCAUCCAUGUGCUCGUUUCUGUGGUUCCUGUGGCCUUUACCUGGAGCCCCCUAUGCGGGUGGAUUCUCGUAACAGUGCAUUAUUUGGUUCUGGCCAAUCCACAGUCCUAGCUGAGGCUACAGAUCAACACAAUUCUGCAACCUGGCAACCUUUGACCAUCCCAUUACCAAUGUUCACGCUGGAAUCUAAUAAAGAGGAUCAGGGGACCCAAACUGUUGGUCUCUUUUACCCAUCCUGCAUGGUGCUGGAGAAGAAGGAAAUGGAGAUCAGUUGUCAACAAGCGAAACAGCAGAAGAUAAUUGAUCGGCGUCCCCUUCUAACAGCCAUCAGCCCUGGAAAGGGAUAUUGGAGAUUGCAGUUAGAUCACAUCUGUGCACAUCUGCGUAGUUACACACAGAACAACACUGAAUUCCGAGCCCUUAUUGGAGAACCUCAAAUGGGAAAGAUCAUAUCAGCUACGGUCCAUGAAGAUGGAUAUGAGCUCAGUCUCCAACUGAACUUUGCUCUUGCAGGAAAUAAGAAUAUACCAACUAGAAAGUCAGCAAAGCUUUCUGAGAACAACUUCCUUAGUAGUGUGACUGAAGGGGGAAAUGGUUACCAUGGCAGCCUGACCAGUUUGGCUAGUGAGUCUCAUUCAAGCGGAGCAGACACAAGCAAGAAACCCAUAAAAUCAAGAAGGAAAAGACAAGUGACAACGAAGGAAGAUAGACUGCCACUGAAUGACAGACAAUUACUGAAGGAAGUGGGACCAACUGGCUUGGGGAGAGUCUCAGAGAUACAGCAAUUGCUUGAUGAAGGAGCAGAUCCAAACUGCAGCAACAACGACGAUAGGCCAGCCUUAACUGUGGCCGUGAUGAAUCAACAUCAUGAGGUGGUCCCGGUUCUGGUGCAGAAGGGAGCAGACAUUAACCAACAGUCAGGGCCCCUGAAAAACACUGCUCUUCAUGAGGCCGCUGAGUUGGGAGCUCAAGGAGUGAAAUGUGUGGCCGUUUUACUUGGCUGCAAUGCAAGUAUAAAGAAGAAAAAUGAUAAAGCUUUAACAGCAUAUGAUUUGGCUGUCAAGACUGGCAAUGACCAACUAACCUUAUUGUUUGCUGCAAAAAUGGGACAGGGAAUGUUAGAUAAAUUCACCAAGACUAAGCAUGUCAGCCUGGAUGUCUUUUAAUGCUCGCUUGAAGGUUUAGACACAUUCAGUACCAAAGGUUUGUGAGGUAAUCAGUGCAAACGUUUUCAAGAAAGUUUCAAUAGAGAAAGCAAGCUCUGACUCUCAGAGAAUCAGUGUCCUGCAGCUGUAUGUUUCUGGAGGCUGUUGUUGCUUGUUUUGGAACACUCACAAUUCUAUCCCCACUCUUCUGUCAAAGCCAAAAUGAGCUCCUAACCAGUAACUCAGUCCAGAUGUUUCAUCGAGGAGAGCGAGAGGGAGGAGAGUCCAUUUUCCUGUUCUUUAUGAAAUUGACUGUUGGUCUCGAUCUGGUUUUUAAACAAGAUAUUCAAAAAGCAAGCUCAUACAUGGAACCUUCAGUUACCUUUGAUCCAGCAAGUCUUUGAUAAGUGUCAUGAAAAAAUUCUAUUGUAAAUCCAAGGAUUGCACUACUUUUCCAUGGAACUCUAUAAAUAUUUUGUAGCAAACAAUUUAUAAUUUAGCCUUAGAUGUGCAGCUGAUCUUAAUCGAACGAAAAAUACAAACCUUUAUCUAAUUUGUUUCUUUUUUCUCAGAAGUGUUUUUUCUGAAAUAAAGUUAUAGUACAACAAA